This is a messenger RNA of Lolium perenne, 501 nucleotides long. The record is from RefSeq and is a predicted model, not a curated record. Lineage: Eukaryota; Viridiplantae; Streptophyta; Magnoliopsida; Poales; Poaceae.
AUGUCGCUGCCCGAUGACAUCGUGACGGAGAUCUUCUCCUACCUGCCGGCAAAGUCUGCCAGCCGCUUCCGCGCCGUCUCGUGUGCCUGGCACGCCACCCUGUCCUCGGCGUCCUUCAUCGAUCUACAUCUCCGGCGAGCCAACAAGCCAGGCGAGAUCAAGGUUUUCUUCAGUCUGCCUGAUGACACCCCAGAAGAAGAACCCAGCAACGACGACACCGUGGAGGAAGAAUCCAACGAUGACGGCACCGCCGAAGAAGUAUCGAACUAUAAUGGUGAACGAGAACCUAGCGAUGACGGCAGCACACCGGAGGAAAAAGCCUAUGACGAAGAAGAAUCCCACGACGACGACGACGACACCUCGGAAGAGGAAGGAUCCCACGACGAUGAUGAUGACAACUGGGAGGAAGAGUCCUACUUUUAUGCCUGGCAGCCCGGUGGUGUGGCCACGAAGCUCACUACCAACAAUUUUUACCAGCCGACUCCUCUCACCCACUACUAG